AUGCAAACCCUCAAGAAACUAACGUAUCCUUCCGUCCGUCGCGAGCACCUCGUUGAGCAUCUUCAUGGCGUCCAAGUCGUCGAUCCGUAUCGAUAUCUUGAAGAUCCCGACUCGUCCAAGACGCGUGAGUUUAUCACGCACCAAAAUGACGUCACCCAGCGUAUUUUUGACCAUGAAAUUCCAUUUUUGACGGAAACCAAAGCACGGAUGACGGAACUCUUUAAUUACGAAAAAUUCUCGGCCCCUCACAAGCACGGAGACAAAUAUGUUUUUUCAAAGAAUGAUGGUCUUCAGAACCAAAGUGUUUUGUACAUUCAGGAUGAUUUACAAGGUGAACCACGUGUUUUAUUGGAUCCAAACCUGUUGGCUGCAGACGGGACCGCAGCGCUCUCUAGUCGUGCUUUUUCCGAGUCAAAACUGCACGAUGGACGGCUCUUUUUUGCCCAUGGGAUCUCACGUGGUGGAUCAGACUGGCAGACAAUUAAAAUCAUGGCUGUACAUGAUAAGAAUCAGAUGCUGGAGGAUACAAUCGAGUGGGUGAAAUUUUCGACAAUUGCAUGGACUCAUGAUGAUCAGGGCUUUUUUUACUCCCGAUAUCCACCUCCAGAGACCAUGAAAAGUGAGCAAUGUCAUGAGGAUGAAGAUUUAAAGAGAGGAACGGAGACAGAGUCGAAUAUGAAUCAUCAGCUGUGGUACCACACAUUGCAUACCUCACAAAGUCAGGAUAAACUAGUGUAUGCCUACCCAAGUGAACCGACGUUUAAUGUUAGUGCAGAGGUCUCGGAUGAUGGCAAGAAGUUGCUCUUGUACGUGCAAGAUGGAUGCAAAAAUGCCAAUAUGCUUCAUGUCGCAGAUUUGAGUGACUUUGAGACUUUUUUAAAAGGACCAAAAGACUCGACGAUUCCAGUGACGAAACUUGUCGAUAAUAUGGAUGCAGCGUACUCGUACAUUCUGAAUGAUGGUGAUUACUAUUACUUCAAGACUAAUGUUGAUGCUCCUCGCGAACGUGUCGUACGUACCAAGUUGGGCGACGGUAAUGCUGUUCCUGUGUGGGAAGAGGUAAUUCCUGAACAGCCGGAUGCUAUCGUGAUUGAAGGCGUGCAUCCUGCUGCGCCAAACCUGCUCGUCGUGCAGCUUGUUAAGGACGUGCACAAUGAAUUGCACGUGUACAACCUUGAUGGUGUAUUCCAGUACGAGAUUCCGUUGCCCAGUAUCGGCACUGUUGGAGUCGCCAGCAAGCGCACAGAGUCGGAGCUGUUUUACCACUUCAUCUCGUUCCUGUACCCGGGGUCUAUCUUCCGCAUCGAUCUUUCGAAGACAGGAACAACUUCAGGAAUGGCGCCUGAUGCUGAACUGUUUCGUGAGACGAAAGUAAAGGGCUUUGACCCGAGUCAGUUUGAGGCAAAGCAAGUGUUUUACUCAUCCAAGGAUGGUACGAAGAUUCCGAUGUUUCUUGUGAAACGUAAGAACGCGCCAAAGAAUGGUGAAUUGCCAGUGUACCUCUACGGGUACGGUGGCUUCAACAUCUCCCUGACACCGGCUUUUAGCGUCUCGCGACUUGUUUUCGUCCAGCACUUUAAUGGCAUGCUGGCGCUGCCUAACCUACGCGGUGGUGGCGAGUACGGCGAGCAAUGGCACCAAGAUGGUAUGCUGCACAAGAAGCAGAAUGUGUUCGAUGAUUUCCACAGUGCUGCCGAAUACCUUAUUGAGGAAGGCUACACGAAUUCAGAAAAGAUUGCUAUCCAUGGCGGCUCUAACGGUGGUCUGCUGGUGGCGGCUGCCAGCAACCAGCGCCCCGAUCUCUAUCGUUGUAUGGUUGGUGCAGUGGGUGUUAUGGACAUGCUGCGUUUCCACAAGUUUACCAUUGGGCACGCGUGGCGCACGGAAUACGGUGAUCCGGACGUGGCAGACGACUUUGACUAUAUUCGGCAGUACUCGCCGGUUCACAACGUUCCUCAUGCUGAUAGCCCGAUCAUGCAAAAGCUUGCAGAGCGUGGAGGUUUUCCGUCAGUGCUUUUGACUACCGGUGAUCAUGACGACCGAGUUGUGCCCCUGCAUUCAUACAAGCUUAUUGCGGAGCUGCAGCACCAGCUCGGUAGCUCGGAAAUGCAGACGAACCCCUUGCUCAUCCGAAUUGACACGAAGUCCGGCCAUGGAGCUGGUAAACCUACCACCAAGAUCAUCGAGGAGACGUCCGAGGUGUUUGCUUUCAUUGCAUGGAGUCUUGGUGCGCCUUUUGUUGCUUAA
Peronospora farinosa is the source of this 2247-nucleotide messenger RNA. NCBI's taxonomy places the organism in Eukaryota, Oomycota, Peronosporomycetes, Peronosporales, Peronosporaceae. The record is from the annotation of a GenBank genome assembly.